Molecule: messenger RNA, 1626 nt
Organism: Aspergillus candidus
Lineage: Eukaryota; Fungi; Ascomycota; Eurotiomycetes; Eurotiales; Aspergillaceae
Product: putative MFS sugar transporter
Exons: 7
Coding region: 1-1626 (541 amino acids)
Biological process (GO): transmembrane transport; carbohydrate transport
Cellular component (GO): membrane
Molecular function (GO): carbohydrate:proton symporter activity
Source: RefSeq, a predicted model, not a curated record
AUGGUCGCAAUCGCCAAGUCACGAGGAGAGAACGUCUCCGAGCCUGUUCUCGAGUCCUUACUCGCCAAUGAUCGUACCCCGUGGUAUCGAAAACCCAACCUCCGGGCAUUGUAUUUUCUCAUGUUUCCCGCUUGCAUGGGGAUUGAGAUCACUUCUGGCUUCGACUCCCAGAUCAUUAACACCGUUCAGAUCGUUGGCACCUGGCAGAAAUUCUUCGGAAAGCCAACUGGCGAAGUCGAAAACGGUGUCCCGGUCUACGAGAUUGAAGCGAAUCUCAAAGGCUUUUUGGCCGCCGCGUACUCUCUCGGUGCUGUCUGUUCACUUCCUUUUGUUCCAUGGGUAAACCAAAAGUUCGGUCGGCGAUGGACGGUUAUGUUCGGCUCCAGCAUCAGUCUGGUCGGUGCAUUGAUUCAGGGUUUCUCAAAUGGGACUGCGAUGUAUGUGGUGGCGCGUAUCCUGCUCGGAUUCGGCAUUCCAUUCUGCAUUGUCGCCGGAUCCGCCCUGAUUGGAGAGCUGGGCCAUCCAAAGGAAAGACCUAUUCUAACCUCUUUGUUCAACUCAUCAUACUUUAUCGGCCAGAUUGUAGCUGCCGCUGUUGGUCUGGGAACCGUGACUAUCCCGUCUGACUGGGCUUGGAGGAUUCCGUCGUUGUUGCAAAUUGCUCCGGCCAUGGUGCAGAUCAGUACCAUCCUCUUUCUUCCGGAAAGCCCCAGGUACCUGAUAAGCCGCGACCGUCGGGAAGAAGCCUUUGAUAUCUUGACGAAGUACCAUGCCGAGGGAGACCGAGAUUCAGUGUUUGUCAAAGCAGAGAUGGCGCAGAUCGAGCGAACAAUCCAAAUUGAACUCCAAGACGCAAAACAGACAUGGGGCGAUAUGUUUGGAACGGCGGGAAUGCGGCGUCGUUUGUUUAUUACUGCAUUUCUGGGACUAUUCACGCAGUGGUCGGGAAACACGCUGACAUCGUACUACCUGAGCGACCUCCUCGACAUGGUCAACGUCAAGGACAGCGUGGUCAAGUCGAAGAUCAAUAUUGGUACCGCUUGCUGGUCUCUUGUCAAUGGUACAACCUUGGCCAUUUUUGCCCCCCGUCUUAAGCGUCGGACGAUGUAUCUCACGUCCGCUGUGUCCCUACUCUGCGUCUAUAUUGCCUGGACCAUCUCGAUGGAACGCUUCUUGACUACUCAAGUCAAGGCCGCUGCGGUUUUGACAAUUCUCUUCAUCUUUCUAUACUCACCCGCGUAUAACCUGGGAUAUAACGCACUCACAUAUACCUACCUUAUCGAAAUAUUCCCAUACUUUGGUAGGUCGCGCGGAAUCUCCUGGUUCCAAUUCUUCGGCCGUGGAGCUACUUUCUUUGCCACCUACGUCAAUCCAAUCGGGCUAGAGCGAGUUGCCUGGAAGUGGCUGUUGGUGUAUUGUUGUUGGUUGGUGUUCGAAGUGGUAUUCAUAUACCUUUUCUUCCCCGAAACAUCGGGCAGAACCUUGGAGGAGCUGUCAUUCUUGUUCGAGAACCGAGACAAGGCCGAUGAAAUUGCUGCGGUCGUCCGCAAAGAGGUCGAGCAUGGGACUGAACAUAAACCGAGUGUAACACAUACCGAGGUUCGUGAGGAGAGGAAUGUAGUGUAA